This is a messenger RNA of Colletotrichum lupini, 546 nucleotides long. RefSeq lists its product as uncharacterized. The coding region runs from base 1 to 546 and encodes 181 amino acids. The transcript is spliced from 5 exons. The record is from RefSeq and is a predicted model, not a curated record. Lineage: Eukaryota; Fungi; Ascomycota; Sordariomycetes; Glomerellales; Glomerellaceae.
AUGAUUCCCCAUUGGGAGAGAAAGAAUGAGAGCUACGGAGCUUCCUCCUUGUCUCCUUCUGCCGUCUCGUCGGAUUAUCAGGAGCCGGAUGGCUUAGGGAGGAGCGACGGGGCAAGCCACAUCCGCAGCGAAUCACGGCCCUUGCUUCCCUCUUUCUUCGGAUUUCCAUUGGCCGAUAGCUGUGGCGCAGUCGAGAGCAUUGUGCUGUCAGAUCGCUGUUCGCCGCGCUUGCUUCCAGUCUACCGCGAGUCUCCCGGCCCUGUCCGACCUUUCGAGCCACGGCGCUUCCGGUAUCUCCGCUCUUCCGGCGCUUGGCUCAUCGUCAAGUGCUCCUCCGGGGCAUACAGAACCCUCGAGUCUGCCUCGCCAAAUACCCAACACGGGGUUUUCAAGGCUAUUCUGACAUCUUUGAUCGACCAGACAGAUCUCCUUACGGCUACAGUAUGUCGAUCGAUCUGCUCAGGUAGGGCCGGAUCUUACAGCUACUCCCAGCCUCAACUUCAGCAGCCCGUCGUCGACUUCCAGAAGAAACCCCUCGGCCCAUAA